AUGGCAGCGGUGGCAUCUACAUCGGUGGUGAAUGAUUGUGACGCUGAGAAGGAAUCUAGGGCGGACCAUAGCCCUUCUAGGUUUACAGCAGUGAAUGGGAAGGAGUCAUUGGUUUCUGGAAUGGCUGUAGCCACAUCAUCUACAAGUGGCUCCUCAGGCAAUGAAGAACAUUCUGAGUCCCCAGAGAUCUCAGUGCGAAAUGCGUUCGACUCACAACAUUAUCAUCGCGAUGAACACACACAGGGGAACGGAAACGUCGGUAAUGGCUAUGUCACAAUUGAUCAAGAAGACGGUCAAUCGCAUAGGUCACCGUCCUUUUCGGGGUCCACAAUGUCCAACAAGAACAAACGGAAGAGGUCUGACUCUGGGGAGCAAGAAGAAAUGCAUGGUGUGGCUCGCAAGGCUCCCAAAAGCCCAGCCUUAAGAAUUGAAGAUACGAUCGAAUCACAGACCCAGGCACCUACGUCGAAUGACGUUAUCACACCACACGAUGAAAAUGAUGCCAAAAACUCCUCUCCCUCAGUCCAACCUCGAUCAGAGGAUAACGGUGGGGACAUUCGAACACCGUCAGCAAGCACGACCUGGCAUGAAUAUGAUUCCCAGCUAGUACAUCAAGCUCAGCGUGCGCAACAGUUUGAUGCUUCUGAUGUUCAACUAGCGGAGGCACUCCAACGCGAGGCGAAUGCCCAUGAUACAUCUCAAAAGACCUGGAACAGCAGUAGUCGACCAACAGAGGGCGCUGCACAAAACGAACACCCACCCUCAUUAUCCACUGUUUCCCAAGAGCGUCCACAGUCGGCGAUGCAAGUCGCACCGAAGAGGAAACGAGUUUUCAGCAAUCGAACUAAAACCGGCUGCAUGACUUGCCGCAGAAGGAAGAAGAAGUGCGACGAACAGCAUCCUGCUUGCAACAAUUGUAUUAGGGGAGGCUUCCUUUGUGAGGGCUACUCAUCGCGAAGCACCUGGCAAAAGCCUUCGAGCUCUAAAGCUCCAGUUCCCUUGCAAUCAAAAGAGGGUUAUCUGGAUGUCAACGCCCAAUAUGUGCACGAUAUAAACCAGCAGCAUGACCGGUCACAAACAUUGACAGAACCACUAGACUCGGCGAAGAUGAGGCCAAUUGUUGCCGAUGAAACCGACCGCGCAACUUCUCAAUACAACACGAGCCCGACAGGGACUGGGUCCAGUCGUGGUCCUUGGUCCAAACGACCCUGGGGAGGCACAAGCCACCCUACCUAUAUAGCUGAUCACGUGGCAAAAUCUGAUUACCGAGAAGUCCCUUCAAUCCAUGAGUUAUCUCGGGAAGGCCAUGCGAAGUCUGAUUUUCCAAUUGUGCCUCCGAUUAGGGAGCUUUCGCAUGGUAGCCAUUCGAAACCGGGCGUGCCGAUUUUUCAAGGUGGAAUUGACCAACGACCAGCACACUCUGGGAAUAUGGAUACCACUAGCCCCCAAGCCCAGGCACGGAUGGCUCUCAGCAUCGAACAUCAGCUAUCUACGCGCACAUUGUCUACUGAAGAUACGGAAAAGGAUAAAAUGAUACGCGGGGAACUUUAUAGGCCUUACGACGUGCACCUUGUUGAGGAGAGGGACCGCUGUAAAGCCGCCAUAUGGCGAUUUAACAACGCCUCCAAUCCGGUCUCUGGGUUAAGCACGAAAGAGCAAAGUCGACUGCUAAAGGAGGUGCUCGUUCCUCCGGGUUCGGUCAUUAAAUCGCCUUCUGGUGUGGCAUCAUCCCGUUCUGCAGGAUCUAUAGGCCAGGGCGCCAUUGUCGAGGCCCCUUUCUACUGCCAUUACGGAUAUAAUGUGCAUAUCGGCGAAGACGUUUUGGUAUCAGAUAAUUGCUUUUUUAUCGACGAUUGCCGCAUUACCAUUGGUGCUCAUACGUGGAUCGGGCCCAGGGUAACCAUACUCACUUCAAUGGCCCAUGCAAAUAUGCAAGAACGCAAAGGCUCACAAAGUCGCUACCAAGGGCGCCCUGUUACAAUUGAGGAGGAUUGCUAUGUUGGUGCCGGCUGUACAAUCUAUCCUGGUGUCCGCCUCCGACGCGGGGCGUAUGUUGCUCCAGGGGAAAUAGUAAAGUCCGAUAUUGUAGCUUAUGGCUUCCAGGGCCUGAAGCCGAGUUACAUGUGA
This is a messenger RNA of Aspergillus heteromorphus CBS 117.55, 2127 nucleotides long. Its product is annotated as acetyltransferase. Gene Ontology annotation, molecular function: acetyltransferase activity; zinc ion binding; DNA-binding transcription factor activity, RNA polymerase II-specific. The record is from RefSeq and is a predicted model, not a curated record. Gene Ontology annotation, biological process: regulation of DNA-templated transcription. Bases 1 to 2127 code for a protein of 708 amino acids. The transcript has 2 exons. Lineage: Eukaryota; Fungi; Ascomycota; Eurotiomycetes; Eurotiales; Aspergillaceae.